UUUGGAGGCGUGUUCACACCCAGAGCUCACCAACUCGCGCGCACGCACGCAAGACCACGCGCGCGCCCAGCAACCAACACCGUGUCAGUAUACGGGCGAUCGGUCUCACAGCGUCCACCGUGGAAAGCGAUCCGAGCGGCAGCCUGGGAACUAGUAAACAAACACAGCCAAGCGGCGCGUAAAGGCUGUGCGCCGCGCCGGGGGUGCGCGAGCAAGCGAUUACAAGAGGAGCAUCGCACCAUUUCCCUCCUGAUUAUUGCGCGCUUGAGACACGACCAGGAUAUCUUAAUUGGACAUGUGAGUUGCGGGAGUUUAACAAGAUUAACAUCAGCCUUUUGUCCAAGAUGAAGUUGCUCGUCUGCGCCCUCGCUACUUUGCUGCUCGUCCGAUCCGGUGCUGCGCAAUCAGUUUGUCCAGGAACAGAGAAUAAGUUGAGUACCCUUUCCGACCUGGACCAGCAGUACCGCACCUUGAGGAAGCUUUAUGAGAACUGUGAAGUUGUCAUGGGCAACCUGGAGAUAACCAGCAUUGAUCGGAACCGCAACCUCUCCUUCCUCAAGUCCAUAAGAGAGGUGACAGGCUAUGUGCUGGUGGCCUUGAACCAGUUUGACUACCUGCCUUUGGAGAACCUGCGAAUCAUAAGGGGUACGAAGCUGUACGAAGGUCGCUAUGCACUUGCCAUCUUCCUCAACUACAGGCGGGACGGGUACUACGGAUUGAGGCAGCUGGGUCUUCGUAACCUCACAGAGGUCUUGAAUGGUGGUGUUUACGUUGACCAGAACAAAUUCCUGUGCCACGCGGACACAAUCCAUUGGCGUGACAUCAUCAAGAACCCCCAGGCGGAGCUACUGGUGGUCCCAUCUAACAACAGCAACCUGGGAUGUAGACGCUGUCAUCGCUCAUGUAAUGGAAGGUGUUGGGGUCCCCAGGAUGACCAGUGUCAAACCUUGACAAAGACUGUGUGCGCAGAGCAGUGUGACGGUCGAUGCUUCGGGCCGUACGUCAGCGACUGCUGCCACCGCGAGUGCGCCGGCGGCUGCUCGGGACCCAAGGACACAGACUGCUUUGCUUGCACCAAUUUCAACGACAGCGGUGCAUGUGUGACCCAGUGCCCGCAAACGUUUGUGUAUAGUCCCACAUCCUUUCAACUAGAGCACAAUCCAAAAGCGAAGUAUACCUACGGAGCCUUUUGUGUCAAGAAAUGCCCACAUAACUUUGUGGUGGACCGCAGUUCCUGUGUCCGAGCGUGUCCUAGCAACAAGAUGGAAGUGGAGGAGAACCGCAUCAAGAUGUGCAUUCCCUGCACGGACAUAUGCCCUAAAGUGUGUGACGGUAUCGGGACAGGCACCCUGCAGACUGCUCAAACGGUGGAUGCCAGCAAUAUCGAUAAGUUUGUCAACUGCACUAAAAUCAAUGGAAACCUCAUCUUCCUCAUCACUGGUAUUAAAGGGGACAUGUAUCAUGGUAUUGGACCACUGGAUCCUGAGCGACUGAAUGUGUUCCACACUGUGAAAGAGAUCACAGGUUUCCUCAACAUCCAAUCAUGGCCUGAGAAAAUGACCGAUCUGAGUGUUUUUUCCAACCUGGCAACUAUUGGUGGGAGAUCUCUUUACAGUGGAAGCGACAUCUCCCUGCUGAUCUUGAAACAACGCUGGAUCUCUUCGCUUCAGUUCCAAUCUCUGGAUGAGAUCAGUGCCGGAAAUGUCUACAUAUUCAAUAACAGCCGCCUCUGCUUCUACAAUACCGUCAACUGGACAUCGCUGUUCCGUACGCCGACCCAGAAAGUGCUUAUCCGCAACAAUCGGGAUCCGAAAGAAUGCACCCAGCAGCGCAUGGUGUGUGAUCAGAUGUGCUCUGAUGAAGGCUGUUGGGGACCAGGACCGGACCAGUGUCUCUCUUGUCGCUACUUCAGAAGAGGCCGCACCUGCGUUGAGUCCUGCAAUCUUUUUUAUGGGGAGGUGCGUGAAUUUGCCAAUGGAUCCGUGUGUUUGGAGUGUGAUAGCCAAUGCGAGAGGAUGGAUGGUAACGCCAUGACAUGUCUUGGUCAGGGUCCAGACCAGUGUGUGAAGUGCCUCCACUUCAAAGAUGGACCCAACUGUGUGGAGAAAUGCCCCGACGGCCUACAGGGAGCCAGCAGUUUCAUCUUUAAGUACGCCAAGGCCAACAACGAGUGUCAUCCCUGCCACGCCAACUGCACCCAGGGGUGCGUCGGCCCCAGACCGCAAGAUUGUGUUGGGGUGAUGGACAGGACGCCUAUCAUUGCCGCGGGAAUUAUCGGUGGCCUGUUCAUCAUCGUCAUUGUAGCACUCAGUGUUGCUGUCUACGUUCGGCGAAAAAGCAUAAAAAAGAAGAGGGCCUUGCGCCGCUUUCUGGAGACAGAGCUUGUAGAGCCCCUGACCCCCAGUGGAACAGCCCCCAACCAGGCUCAACUGCGCAUCCUGAAGGAGACAGAGUUGAAGAGGGUCAAGAUUUUAGGCUCUGGGGCUUUUGGAACAGUCUACAAGGGCAUCUGGGUCCCGGAAGGUGAGACGGUGAAGAUCCCAGUAGCUAUUAAAAUCUUAAAUGAGACCACGGGUCCCAAAGCCAAUGUGGAGUUCAUGGACGAGGCGCUGAUCAUGGCCAGCAUGGAACACCCCCACCUGGUGCGCCUACUGGGUGUCUGCUUGAGCCCCACCAUCCAGCUGGUCACCCAACUCAUGCCGCAUGGCUGCCUCCUCGAUUAUGUUCACGAGCACAAGGACAACAUUGGGUCGCAGCUACUACUCAACUGGUGCGUCCAGAUUGCCAAGGGAAUGAUGUAUCUGGAAGAAAGGCGACUGGUCCACAGGGACUUGGCUGCCCGCAACGUCCUGGUUAAAUCACCCAAUCACAUCAAGAUCACAGACUUCGGCCUAGCACGGCUGCUGGACGCUGACGAGAAGGAGUACAACGCAGACGGGGGCAAGGUCAGUAUGCCUGUUAAAUGGAUGGCUCUUGAGUGCAUCCACUACAGGAAGUUCACUCAUCAGAGCGAUGUGUGGAGUUAUGGAGUGACCAUCUGGGAGCUAAUGACGUUUGGAGGAAAACCGUAUGACGGCAUCUCAACGCGGGAGAUCCCAGACAUAUUGGAAAAAGGAGAACGUCUUCCCCAGCCGCCCAUUUGCACUAUCGAUGUCUACAUGGUCAUGGUCAAAUGCUGGAUGAUUGAUGCCGACAGUAGGCCUAAAUUUAAGGAGCUGGCUGCUGAGUUCUGCAGGAUGGCGCGGGACCCGCAACGAUACCUUGUUAUCCAAGGAGAUGAUCGGAUGAAGCUGCCCAGUCCCAACGAUAGCAAGUUUUUCCAGAGCCUUUUGGAUGAGGAGGACCUGGAUGAUCUGAUGGAUGCUGAGGAGUACCUGGUGCCUCGUGGUUUUGACGCAGCUCAUCCAUCUUACCCAACAAGACCUUGUGUCGACUCAAACAGGAACAAGUAUGGCUAUAGGGAAGGAGUGCCAAAACUUCCAGAGUGUCCUCUUUCAGCAACCCAGGCCAGUGUAAAACAGGAAGCCACCGGGAGCCAGGGAUCCAUCAUGGAGGACCAGCGCUGUAAUGGGAACUUGCCUAAGAAGAGUCUGAGCCAGGCGGGCGGCGAAGACAGUGGGGGACAGAGAUACAGCGCUGACCCCACCAUCUUCCUUGGGGAGAGAGCCUCCAGGGAUGAAGAUGAGGAUGGAUACAUGACCCCCAUGAAAGACAAGAGCUCUUCAGAAUACCUGAAUCCGAUUGAGGAAAACCCCUUUGUGUCACGACAUAAAAAUGGAGAGAUCCAUGCGUUGGACAACCCAGGCUACCACAGCACACCCAACAGUCAGCCCAAAGGAGAGGACGAGUACAUCAACGAGCCCCUGUACUUCAAUACCUUCCAUAGCGCCGCAGAGACCUUGCGAAGAAACGGUCUGCCUCUUCACUCCCAGGCUCCCUCUUCCAUCUCAGUCACCACCUCAGGGUCUCACCUCCCGCUUAGCAUCCAGACCACCCUGCCCCACUACCCACUCCCCACAGCACAGCCCUCUCCAUCUGGUAUGUCCUGUCACCACGGUACGCUGGCCCACAUCCUUCACGCCCACCAUACCGUUAAACCUGCAGGACAAGCUGGCAUUCCCAGUGGUGUUUCCACCGGUCAGAGCCAAACAGGAACUACUGCUCUGGCUUCGGUUUGCCAGUCAGGUGUACCGUCUACUUCGGCCCCCAUUGGGCACGGCAGCUUGCCGGCCUACCAGAGCCACACAGCCUUGCAGCCUGCCAGCUUGCUGAAGCACGGUGGACAGACAGCAGGUAAAGCCGCUGGGAAGAAGCUGAAGGUAACCUUUGACAAUCCGGAAUACUGGCAGCACAGCUUGCCACCCAAACCAUCUGACGGUACCCAGAGCGGGUCCGCCAAUGCUAAGCUCUUCUACAAGCAGAACGGACACAUAAGGCCAGCAGUAGCUGAAAACCCCGAGUACAUGUCUGAGUUUUCCCUGAAAUCUGGCCCAGUUCUGCCACCACCUCCCUACCGGCAAAGAAAUACUGUGGUCUAAAUUUAGCCUCUAGAAACCUCUCCAGUUCCCUGACCAGAGCCGCCACAGACUUCUCCCCUCCCCAUUUAAGACUGUAGCAACAACAGACCCAAACCAAGCAGACCAAUAUAAAAUAUAAUUCUCUCCUGUAGAUAGACUUGGCUCUUAGACACAGGGAUGCUGGAGGAAGUAUCACACUGUUAUGGUCAAUUCCUCCAAAACAACUAGUGUCUGAACCCACUGCCAUCGAUUCUGUGUUUUAUCGGAAAAGUGUAACAACAACUUAUUUGAUUCUUUUUCCCCUUUAUUUAUGCAUACCUAUAGUAUGUGUUUGACAAACCUAUGAAGGAUUUUAAACAUUUUUUUACCUGGCAAGAGGAAGGAGAAAGGACAAGCAAAAGGAGGAAACAAGUCUGAAAGCGGAUCAAUCAACACUCGUAUGUGUAGUAUUUAUAAUGUCAUGAAGAUUGUUUCAACAGAGAGGUGGAAAAUUUAUGUUUACUCAUAUUUCUCCCAAAAUCCGGUACACCCUGACGUGGUUGCUAGCCAAUCGCAGGGCACAGUGAGACAAACAACCAUUCACUUAAACACUUACAGUAUAUACAGUAUAUGUAAUAAUGAUAAAUUUAAGAUAAUUAAAUCGUGUUUCUUUACAAAUUCAGUCAGAAGGGUAAGUACUCAUUUAAAAUGUUGCUCUUUUAAGUAAAACCUGUAGAUUACUAUACAGUGGGGAGAACAAGUAUUUGAUACACAGUCAAUGGGAAAACCCAUUGGCAGUGUGUCAAAUACUUGUUCUCCCCACUGUAUGUCAAAAUCCAACACUGGUCACAAUAAUACAAAAAAAAAAAAAGAUAAGUAUAAAAGUUUUAUUUUUUUUUUUCAAGUUUGCGAUAUCCAAAAGAAACCAAAUUAAGUAACUCUAUAGAUAUAUAUUUCAUUGUAAUAUUUAAAGUAUAUCGCUCAUAAAAUUUCCUAAUACAUUGCAUUAUCACAUUGGUUAGGAAUGAUAAUACAGUGAUCCCUCGUUUUUCGCUGUUAAUGGGGACCAGAACCCGUCGCGAUAAGUGAAAAACUGCGAAAAAUAUAUUUUUUUGGCAUGUGUGUGUGUUCAAUGUACUUAUCUUAUUCAAAUUUAGCAUUGGAAAGACAUACUGUGCAUAUGAAACGUUUCAUUAAAAAAUAAUAAUAAUAAUACAUUAAAAAAAAAAUAAUAAUAAUAAUACCUUUUAUGUAUAUAUAUGCCGGAAAACACUAGGGUGACUUGAAGUUCCGCUCUGAGACACCCAAUUUGGCCAAAUUUCAAAAUUGUCCCAUAUGCACGUGUGAUACAUCAUAAGAAAGCUUCAAAUCUCUAUUUUCUGGAGGAAGAAAAAUUUUGAACAGGAGGCCAUUUAAAAAAAAAAAAAAAAAAAAAUUUAAACAGCAAAACCCUAUCUGGAGGCGAGAGCACGCGAGAGCAGAAUUAAAGACGCCACGAUUUUAACGAGAUAUUUUCGCGUACUUAACUUGUUUCCACCCAAAAACUCCAUGUAGCACAUAUCACUGAGUGUCAAGACACAGCUGUGAAUGGCCACAGCUGGAUUUUUUAGGGAUUUUAUGGGUAAAAGAUGGUAAUAUAACGCGAUGCAGAAAUCGCAGACGUCAACGAGUGGUCGAGAUUUUCUUUUUCAUAUAGUUACCCUUUUAAAUGUUAUUUUUCAUUUUUUCUUUGUUUGGAUCGAUUAUUUAUUAUCUAACAUUUUGGAGGGAAUGCGACAGUCACGAUAAAAAUACAGUUAAGCGAUAGUUAUGAGAUAGAUAUCCGUGACUUUUUUACAGACGCCAAAUUUUUCAUUGUGGUGUAAUUUGUUUAAAAGUGCGAGUGAAUAAUUUUUUAAAGUCGUUUUUUUUUUUUUUUUUUUUUUUUUUUCCCGAACUAAAUAUUAGACAUCAAUUAAUGAUUCUAAGUUAAAAAUGACUGACAUUUUGAAUUAUAAAUGUAACUCUUUUUAUGGCUAGGUUGAAACAAAAGCCGUUGCGCGACGCCUGUAAACGGGUUUUCAGGGUAAAACGGACAAAUUCAAAAUACUUCGGAGGCUUAUUGCGCCAUGAAUCUGCUGUGGCAGCAUAUAGACAUAUUGUAUUAUCAAACACAACAGUUCUUCUGGCUUAAAAUACAGCAGUUUAUUUUAAAGAGGGGUGCAAGAACAGAAACUGCGUUUUCAGUCUUGUCCGUGUUUUCCGCCAUGUAUAUAUAAUAAGGGUGUAACGGUACAUGUAUUUGUAUUGAACCGUUUCGGUACGUGGUCCUCGGAUUUCUGAUGUAAUGUAAAGUGCUGUCAAAUUUAGCGCAUUAACGGGCUAUAAUUAAUUUUUUGAAUUAAUCACGUUAAAAUAUUUGACGCAUUUAACGCAAGCGCGGAAUGCCCGCUCAUGCUUCUCAUAAUCCCACUGUUACUCCCCGCGGACGGCUGCUAAGGGCGUAACAUAGAACGAGCCACGCACACAAGUUGCAAGUCGACACAAAUUUCUUCACACAAGUCGAACUCGCAAUGAACAAAAUAAAGAAAAUGCAGAAGAAGCUGGCUUCAGCGUAAGCCCAGGCCAAAACAACAAACAAAAUGAAACUACACUUGAACCCCACCCGUUAAGUAAACCCUGAUCGUAAAAAAGAAAAAAACAAUACAGCCACUACCCUGGCUUCAACCCUAAACAAAACGGCAUUUUCCCUCUACUGCUGUGGUGCUCUUAUUUACAGUGGUGAACAAAAUCUAUCCAAUAACAAAUGAACACAAAAUAUCUCACCGAAAAAGCGGGAGUGUAACAAAAUAGCGAUCAAAGGCACAGGUGAAUGAAUGGCGAGCAAACAGCUGGCGAGGAGGUACGUGGCACGUAUGCUGUCAAACCCAAAGUUGCGAACUCUGAGUGUUGACUGUAAAAUGACGAUCGGUCAGAUGACUUUUGUUAACGCUGCCUUUAUUUGGUUAACAAGACUCAGGCACAAUACAACACACACGCGGGUAUGCAAGCUCAAACAAUGGCCUAAUAGUAUUACCCAGAGCCGUAUUACCGUGUAUCGGAUUAGCUGCCGUAAAGCAAGUGUCGUUAUUGCCGCAAAUGUAAACAAAGCGCUGCAUAAUGGAUGCAUGUCAGACAGCGGCUAGUUCGGGUGGCCCGUCAGCGGCGGUGACGUCGUCUGCCCGUCCAGCGUCAAUCAGAGUACGCCACGUUGGGAGGGGAGGCGGCGGACGCGGCGAUCAGAUGACUGACAGUCUAAAAAAAGAUAACAAUUAAACGGCCAGGGCCGUCGCACCACUCAGAAUUGCAGUGAGCAGCGUGGGUAACGGUUAAAUGUUAACAUGGAAGAUGGUUGGCUAAAUUAAAAAAGAAUAUAGAUGGAACAACUCUUCACUUCAGUGUUGCAACUGUUCAAUUUUGCACAUCAGAUAUUUAUUUUAAAGAAAAAGUCUUAGCCAAAGUUAUUUUUAUUUUGUUUUUCAAAAUAUCUACAUUUCAGAAUAUUGUAUUUUCUAUUUUUGAGCAGAAUUCUAGCUUUGUGUAGGCUAACGUUCCUAUUGUUGAAAGCACAAAAGUGUGUAAUAAACAACUAGCACAUUUAUAUUUUGCAUUUUGUUUUCUUACUGUACCGAAAAUGAACCGAACCGUGACCUCAAAACCGAGGUACGUACCGAACCAAGAUUUUUGUGUACCCUUACACCCCUAAUAUAUAAUAUAGUAUUUUAAUAAAUUCAAAUUCAAAUGUAAUAUUCAUGAUAAGUUUUAAACAGGUUACUGUCCCACCGCAUUAUUUUUAACCAACAAUAAAGUAGAAAAAUGGUUGUCUUUAUUAAAUGCUUCAUUGAGUGAAUCCACUCAAAGCCCCUCAAGCUGCUCACUUACACACAUUGAGUUGCCACAGCAACUGUUUAACAAGUUAAACGUUUACUAACGCAUGCGGCGCUUUGAAGUUUCGGCUUCCAGUUAUCUCUGGCCAGAUCAAAUCUUAACAUCUGCCAAUCAUCGUUAACUUUAAUAAGCAACUCCAGUGCACUGCCUGACCAAGAAAAGGAGCAAGAGGGAGACUGAGGUACAUGAUCGGCUCGGGACAGCUCAUCUGUAUUGAUUUAUGAAAAAAAACAAUGAACUGAGGGCGAAAGGUUUGAAGCGCAAAGUUGCGAGGGAUCACUGUAUGCUGACAUUACAUCAACUAAGUAAAAGCCAUGAAGUCUUAAAAGUUUCCUGUAGAGACGUCAAAAUAGGUCCAUGCCGACCAGGAAAAACACCUGGAAUUGUUGGAAAUUCCCAAAAGAUGGUUCUGUCACUUUGCAAAGUAACACUCUGCUUCUCCUUCCACUUUUUGUUGUGAAUAUUUUUUUCACAAAUAUUCAACUUUCCUAUGCUCAUAAUAAUAGUCGCUUGAGGCCUGGUUUUAAUCUUGAAAUUUCUUAAAUGUACAUACAGUACCUAAAUAACGGAACAUUUCACAGUUUCUAUCCAUUUUAAUUUAAACAGUGUCGUGUUUGACGCCCUCCUAAAUCCGACUCGUGUUGUGUCUGUGGGCAAGCCGACACUCAAUCGUGUUCCAUCUAAUAACCAAUAAUUAUUCGUUCUUCUGCCAAGACAUGUGGAACACGUUUCAAAGAAAUUGUGUCUCACUUGCCAAAUUAUGUUGUUUUAUUACUUCCCCUUUUAACGAUUACCUUUGUCACUGAAUCCAUGAAUCAUCCAUGCCAUCCGACUGUUUUUAUUUUUCAAAGGAUGUUUAUUUGGUGUUUAUUUAAAAUGUUUAUGUGUGUUUAAAUCUGAACAUCCUCAUGAAGCACUUUAAUCAAAUGUGCGGGUGCCGGGUGGAAAUAUCUUCCAGAAAUAUCUAACUUGUUUAUCAGCUCGUUCACCACUUCAGAACUAGGAGCGUUAGCAAAGAUCAGUGGCACUACAUCGGCCAAGAGUUCAUGAAGGAAUCACUUUAGGGGGUUGAUCAGCUUCAAGAAUAUCUUCUCUUUAAAGUGUGUGUGCGUAUGUGUAUGUACGUACGUGUGUAUGUAUUUGUUCCAAACAGUAUAGUCGUAAUCUUUCUUUGAUGGUGUCAUGAUUAUUUAAUGAAGGAGUAUUUUGUAAUCCCUUUUGGAGCUGCAACUCAUUGAAUUGGAGACAGUGUUUAAUGUCGAGUGUGAAAUAUUUAUAGUGCAUUUGAGCUUGUUUAUGUGGUGCAAUGGAAGUAACUGUCAAAUAUGGGUUUCAAGGAAAGAGAAAAAGGGACGAUGGUGAUGAAAAGGCACAUCUAUGUAUGUUUGCCCCAUAUUAUUGCACAUUGUGGAUGUUUUGAAUCAAGAGUGAGACUGGGGACACAGCUGGCCUCACGUGUUUGCUCUCUCUGAAGUCUGGAAAACUUCUUCAUCUUCUUAAACUAACCACAGCUCUUCAUGGAAGCAAUAAAUUCCUCCUGUACGUUUCUCUGUUGUGGACAUGUUUCACCUCAUUGCUGGACCGACCUUGUCGUACCUUGUUUUACACCAUGCAAUCUACAUUGGUGAUUCCUAUAUACAGUGGGGCAAAUAAGUAUUUAUUCAACCACCAAUUGUGCAAGUUCUCCUACUUGAAAAGAUUAGAGAGGCCAGUAAAGGUCAACAUGGGUAAACCUCAACCAUGAGAGACAGAAUGUGGGAAAAAAACAGAUAAUCACAUUGUUUGAUUUUUAAAGAAUUUAUUUCCAAAUUAGAUUGGAAAAUAAGUAUUUGGUCACCUACAAACAAGCAAGAUCUCUGGUUGUCAAAGAGGUCUAACUUCUUCUAACGAGGUCUAACGAGACUCCACUCGUUACCUGUAUUAUUGGCACCUGUUUUAACUCAUUAUUGGUAUGAAAGACACCUGUCCACAUAUCUCAGUCAGUCACACUUCAAACUACACUAUGGCCAAGACCAAAGAGCUGUUGAAGGACACCAGAGACAGAAUUGUAGACCUGCACUAAGCUGGGAAGACUGAAUCUGCAAUAGGUAAAAGGCUUGGUGUAAAGAAAUCAACUGUGGGAGCAAUUAUUAGAAAAUGGAAGACAUACAAGACCACUGAUAAUCUCCCUCGAUCUGGGGCUCCAUGCAAGAUCUCAUCCCGUGGCGUCAAAAUGAUAACAAGAACGGUGAGCAAAAAUCUCAAAACCACACGGGAGGACCUAGUGAAUGACCUACAGAGAGCUGGGACCACAGUAACAAAGGUUACUAUCAGUAGCACAGUGCGCUGCCAAGGACUCAAAUCCUGCACUGCUAGACGUCCCCCCCUGCUGAAGCCAGUACACGUCCAGGCUCGUCUGCGGUUUGUCAAAAGGCAUUUGGAUGAUCCAGAAGAGGACUGGGAGAAUGUGUUAUGGUCAGAUGAAACCAAAAAAGACCUUUUUGGUAGAAACACAGGUUAUUGUGUUUGGAGGAGAAAGAAUACUGAAUUGCAUCCGAAGAACACCAUACCCACUGUGAAGUAUGGGGGUGGAAACAUCAUGCUUUGGGGCUGUUUUUCUGCAAAGGGACCAGGACGACUGAUCAGUGUAAAGGAAAGAAUGAAUGGGGCCAUGUAUCCAGAGAUUUUGUGUGAAAAUCUCCUUCCAUCAGCAAGGGCAUUGAAGAUAAGACGUGGCUGGGUCUUUCAGCAUGACAAUGAUCCCAAACACACAGCCAGGGAAACAAAGGAGUGGCUUCGUAAGAAGCAUUUCAAGGUCCUGGAGUGGCCUAGCCAGUCUCCAGAUGUCAACCCCAUAGAAAAUCUGUGGAGGGAGUUGAAAGUCCGUGUUGCCCAACGACAACCCCAAAACAUCAUCGCUUUAGAGAAGAUCUGCAUGGAGGAAUGGGCCAAAAUACCAGCAACAGUGUGUGAAAAGAUUGUGAAGAGUUACAGAAAACGUUCGGCCUCCGUUAUUGCCAACAAAGAGUACAUAACAAAGCAUUGAGAUGAACUUUUGGUAUUGACCAAAUACUUAUUUUCCACCAUGAUUUGCAAAUAAAUUCUUUAAAAAAUCAAACAAUGUGAUUUUCUGUUUUGUUUUUUCCACGUUCUGUCUCUCAUGGUUGAGGUUUACCCAUGUUGACAAUUACAGGCCUCUCUAAUAUUUUCAAGUGGGAGAACUAAAUACUUAUUUGCCCCACUGUUUGUAUUCUGUGAUUUCCUUCCAUGUUUCCUUUGUUUUGCUUUUACGUUGUGUGAUCACCAGCCAUGUUUUCUGAAACCCAAGCGAGACGAGUUUGUUUCAGUUUCCAUCUCUUGCUUCCAUUACAUCAUGUGAUCAUAUUUCAUGUCUCCUUGGCCAAACAUGGUCUUCUUCCCCAUGUCCUUAAAAAUCAUGUGAUCUCCUUCCCUAUCAUAUUUUAAUAUUUGAUCUGCCUCACUGUUUCCUUUGUUUUCUUCUCAUUUCCUUCACACCAUUGGUUCUCUUUACUUAUAUGCCAAGGUAUAGAUCCAUGUAGCCCUGUGCCAACAUAAACUACAACCUUACCUUUAUAUUUUCAAUGAUAUUACGGUCCUCCCAAAUAUGUUCAAUGAAAUCACUAGCACAAACUGAAAAUCCUGAUUCCUUGCCACCUACACUGUAUUUGUAUAAUUUUGAUGCAUAUGUCAUUUGAGGUGGGGGUUUUUUUCAACGUGUCUUAUCCCAAUUGGGUUCUUUUCAUUACUUGAUGUUUGUUUGUUUGAACAGUAAUUGCACAAAUCACUGCUGUUGAGGUAAUUUCCCUGGUUAAAACAUAGAACUGUACAGAAUCUUUGGGGUAUCUAAGGCACUUCAAAUGUGAAUAGUAUUUUUAUAAACGCGCUGAAAUAAUGAUGGACAAUGGACAAUUAUAAAUGGGGUUGUUGCUUUGGAAUUCUACUCUGUUUUCUCCUUCUAAAGUUUUCACCUGCUUAUAUCUACUGUAAACCCAAAAAAGCCAACUGUCAUACAUAUUUGCUUUGUGAAUUUACCUUUCGGGGGGGUUGUAUUAACGUGCUUGUUAACCCUUCCUCGUGAGCGGGGUUUCACCCCUUGGCACCGUCCUAUUAAAGAGGUGGGCUGCCAUCAAGCUACCAUAAACAAGUCCCAUAUCUUCCUAUUUUGAAUGGCCCAACACAACCUGUUUUUCCUCUUCUGCAUGCUUCAAAGCGGGACAGAGUUAAGAGUUGCCUUUGCCAAUAACUUAUCUUUGUCCCUUUAUCCUUGUGUUCUUUGCAGACCAUACCCAAAGCUUUGUAUCAUAAAAUACUGUUCCUCAUGUUUGCUACAUGAAUCUGUCAAAAGUAUAUUUUUAAUUUAAUAUAAAUAAAGAUGGAUUCUGUAAACAUCGUAGAGGCUUUUGUUAGUGUUAGCAUUUGGCAAAAGAAGAAGUACACGAGGACGGCACCACACAUCAGGGAUGCUGCAGCUUCAGCAGAGAUUCAUCUCGGUCGGGGAUGCUCUUGAAUCCUCAAGCCCAAUGCGGCGUUUCCUCGCUUCACACGCCACCCCGCUGACAGCAAAUAGAGCAGAAAAUGAAAGUAUGCAAUCAAGCUAACCGUUUUAAUAAUCAAAUUUAACAGAUGGUGUCUUUAAUUAAGAGCAUCUCAUAUGGCGUCGGAUAUAUCCUGACCCAACUUCUGGGGAUGCAGAAGUUUUGCUCAAGGCGAGAUGUUGCGCUGGCGUACUCAAAAGGACUUGCAGAUGAAGACCAACUGCAUCAAAAGGUCUGCAGCACUCUCGCGCUUUCGAAAGGCUAAUGCGAGGAUACAACACGUUGCUCACGUUUUUCCUCUCGCCCCGUGCUGCGCUGAAUCCACUGUUUACUCCGACUGCUGCUUAUGUAAACGGGCAUGGGCAACAUUGUUUUGCAAUGCGGUACUACAUUGCACUGCACUCGCAGGCUUUCAUUCCACUCAUAAAUUAUCCAGUACUGUCCAAUGGCUGAAUAUGAGCCUUCUGAAGUCACUGCUAUUAAUACUAAUAAGGCAGCGGAGUGCUUUAAGUAAACACUGUUUAUGAACAGAAAUCUCUCUGCUCUUCCUUCUCUCUAUUAGUUUCCCUCGCUAGAGCUCUGAGAUUCAAUUAGCAGGCACAUUGAAUUCCUCCAUACAAGUUUAGAGAGAAGCUCUCCGCAAUUUUGCUCGCAUAUAACUACUUAUUCCAAAUCCAUAUUAGGCUGCCAGUUUUAAUCACGAUCGCAAAGUUUCCUAUUUGAAAGAGCCAUUACUUCAUGAUGGCUUCAUGGUGUCAAAAAAAGAUUUUUUUCCCAACAGGACAUCAUCACCUACACAAGAAAGCAAAGACUGCAAUCUACGUAGGUAAUGCUUGUUCAGAUUACCCCAUGACAUAGAUGCGAUGAGGUCUGAUUGCCUAAAGAAUGGGACAGUUUAAUUACAAUAUCACAAAUGUCACCAGGUUAUUUGUAACUCAGAAUAAACAGAUUAUGAUUGCGGUUGAAAUUUUGACUUUGGAAGCAAUAUUAAAUGUUACUGAUAACCAAUGUUGUUAAUCUUACUUUAAAAAAAGUAAUUAAUUACAGUUACAAAUAGGGUUGUUCCGAUCAUGUUUUUUUGCUCCCGAUCCGAUCCCGAUCGUUUUAGUUUGAGUAUCUUUUUUUUUUUUUUUUUUUUAAACCUGUCCUGUUUUAGUUUGAGUAUCUGCCGAUCCCGAUAUUUCCCGAUCCGAUUGCUUUUUUUUUUUGCUCCCGAUUCAAUUCCAAUCAUUCUCGAUAAUUUUUCCCGAUCAUAUACAUUUUGGCAAUGCAUUAAGAAAAAAAUGAAUAAAACUCGGACGAAUAUAUACAUUCAACAUACAGUACAUAAGUACUGUAUUUGUUUAUUAUGACAAUAAAUCCUCAAGAUGGCAUUUACAUUAUUAACAUUCUUUCUGUGAGAGGGAUCCAUGGAUAGAAAGACUUGUAAUUCUUAAAGGACAAAUGUGAUUUUGUAUAUUGUGACUAAAUAUUGCCAUCUAGUGUAUUUGUUGAGCUUUCAGUAAAUGAUACUGUGGCCAUGCCCAAAUUCAUGAUGGGAAGUGGAACCAUGACUGUGCGUAGUGCUACCAAUUGAUAUAUCUUCUCUGCGUUGGGAAAUAACAUAGGGUAUUAAGAAAAAGAUCAAUUACUACCUUGCUUCCCCACAUUGCUUCCCACGAUAUUUCUAAUCGUAGGGAGAGGGAUUGUAAGGCUUUAGCCAAUUAAAAAAAGGCUCCAAAGGCUGCCAAAAUUCACUCUACUCAUUUCACACUGCCUUUUAGCUCUCUAUAUAGGUAAAAUGGCGCCAUUAUAAAAUGGUGUUAAACUUAUAUAGCACUUUUCCACCUUUCAAGGCGCUUUACACUAUCUCACCAUCCACCUACUGGUGACGCAGCACCAGGAGCAACGUGGGAUUCAGUAUCUUGCUCAAGGACACUUAGACGAGUUCAUCAGGGCGGAGAAUUGAACCCACAACCUCUGUGUUGGGGGACAACUACUCUACCACUGAGCCACGCCACCCCGAUGAGCGAAUGAGCGCGAUAAUGCGUGAGUGGGUUGUGCAGUGCAUGCAUUAAUUGCGUUAAAUAUUUUAACGUGAUACAUUUUUUAAAAAAUUAAUUACCGCCGUUAUCGGGAUAGAUUUGAUAACCCUACCUUAAGCCUAAGCUAAAGACUCUGGAUGAGUGUAACAUAUUAUGUCUGUAACGUUAAAUACAAUUAGAAAACGAUUUAAUUAAAAAAAUAUAUAUACCGUAAUUUUCGGACUAUAAGUCGCGUUUUUUUUCAUAUUUUGGCUGGGGGUGCGACUUAUACUCAGGAGCGACUUAUGUGUGGAAUUAUUAACACAUUAUGAUAUAAUUUCACAUCUUAUUUUGGUGUUUUGCAGUGACACUGAUGGUUUUGUAAAGUUGUUAGCAUGUUCUUAUGCUAUAGUUAUCUGAAUAACUCUUUAUAGCUAUGGCCACGUUCGCGUUCUGCCUAUGGCAGUGUAUGUUCAAUUGUAUUAUUGACUUUUUUUAUCUUGAAAUGGAUGCAUUUAGUUUGUGGCGCUUUCACGCCCACGUGAGGGCGCACUCGCACUUGUUUACGUGACACGCCAGAAGAAGACUGACAGCUACGUAGCUCUGAGUGAGUGAGUUAGCUAGAGAGAAUAGACGGAUGCGAACCUACUUUCAUUGUUUAUGCUUUUAAAUCAUCUCUACAGAGGCAACGCCUGCGUGUAUCAUUUCUGUUGUUGUUGUGUGUUUUCCACCCGCGAUCGGACACUUAGAGCCAGUUGUGUGGCUGUUUGAACGAUGUGCUAAUGAUAGCGAACGCAUGCUAACCUGUUACUUAUUACUAAUAGUACCUAAUUAUCAUUUAUUUACGUUGAUGCGAACCUGUUUUCUAUCGAGGACCAAAUUGAUUCAGCAAAUUAUACGGACGUCCAGCAUUGUCUUUUGGGAGUUCGCUGUACAGCCAGGACCGAGCUGUAGCGGAGGACAGUAUAUUCACAUUUCGUUGUUCAUGCACUGUACACUGUAUAUUUAUUUAGCAUGUUGUUCUCUAUUGUAUUUUUAUAUUAAAUUGCCUUUCAAGAUGACAUGUCUGUUCUAUGUGUUGGAUUUUAUCAAGUAAAUUUCCCCCCAAAAUUCGACUUAUACUCCGGUGCGACUUGUAUAUGUUUUUUUUCUCUUCGUUGGGCAUUUUAUGGCUGGAUCGACUUAUACUCAGGAGCAACUUGUAGUCCGAAAAAUACGGUACGUAUAUAUUAAAAAAAGGCAUGUCCGAUAUUUUUUUGCCGAUUCCGAUACUUUGAAAAUGACGUGAUUGGACCCAAUCGAUUGGCAUCCCGAUCGAUCGGGACAUCUCUAAUGUUAACGUUAUCUUAAAAAGCACCGAGGCACUCUCAAUCAGUGAUUAUGUAUCGUGUGUGAAAUUUUAUUGAAAAUUAAAGAUAAAAACAACUCUUUUGACACCAAACUAGUGCUUUAUUCUUCAUAUACUUGAGGUGUGACUCGCAAAUAAGUCACAGACUCACAGCAAACAUAUGUACACAAUAAAUAUUGAAGUGCACCAACCAAAAAUAUGACAUAAAGUGAUAAAAAGCUGGCAGUUUUUGGCCCACUGGGUCACCGCUUCGUGUGGCCACUCAAUUCCAAACACACACGUCUCAGUGGUUCUUCCAUUUUUUUUUUAUUCAACCGCUGACCUUGCCAUUUGGCAAACUUUAUGAUGUCUUCACAAGACUUGCUCUUCGAUGAUACUCGCGUCGGCUUGGUCCAUUUUUGCGUGUAGAAAAAUAAUGUUCUACAAUGGUGGUGAUUUCACGCUGAACCGGAAACAGUCUGAGCAAACCAAUCACAAUCUAUUUCCGCCUCGUCAUAUGCGUUAAUGUGACGCUAGGGUUUGAAAAAUCAAUAGGACCGCGUCAGGCUACAGCGCAGGGUCGUAAAUCGGAUCUUCCUUGACGGCGCAGGUCUGACGCAGAAGUAUAACUCGGCCUUAAGGCUGCUCGACACCCAAUCCAUUUAGAAACCAGAGCGUUCACAGUCAUUCUGUCAUAUUUUCAGGGCAUUUAUAGGUCACUUGCUGUUCAUUUUAGGGCAUUUCCAGGUCAUUUGCUGUUGAGUUUGAGUCACUGCCUACUCAUUUGGGUGAUUCCCAGGUCACUUCCUGUUCUGUAACACAAAAUGAACAGGAAGUGACCCAUAAAAUACCCCAAAAUCAACAGGAAGUAACUUAAAAUCAACAGGCAAAUGACCUAAAAUGGCCCAAAAUUACCUCAUUGCCUGGCAUUGGCUGCUACUGACAGCCAUAGACGUUCAAUCCGUUUGAAGUGGGAAGGAUUACAGCGAAUGAACGAAUUUUCAUUCGCUGCCAGCCUCCCAGUUCAAAUGGAUUGGACGUCUACUAGUAAUAAACUCAUUCCAAUUCAAAGCAGAAGCUUGUUUUUAUGUUUAUUAGUUGUUUUUAAAAUAUCCUAGAAGGAUUUCCUGACCAAUGUAUCGAUAAUCGUUGUAUCGCCGUAUUCUCAGAUCAUCGUUAUCGUGAGCUUUGUAUCGCAAACCGUAUCAUAACGUGAGGUACGAAGAGGUUCCCACUCCCAGUUCAGAUCAUUCAGACACUCAGAUCUCCGUUCUCCGUGUCAAGCAGCUGAACAGGUUUAAAAGAAAAAAAACCACCUCUGGCUGCAUUCAAAAUGUGGGUGAUUGAAGGAGAGUUGUGAUCAGGUGAGAGUUUGGAUAGUUUGGAGGUGGUUUGCAGAGUGAAAAGUUUGAGUUGAGAGAAGGGUACAAUAGUUAAUACUCGGAUGGAGCCAGCAAGAAAGAGGACUUCCUCGCUGUGGAAAAAAAAUAUUUUUAUUAAAACAGAAUGAAAAUCCCCACCAUCCUGUAGCUACAUCAAAUUACACAAGCAUACUGUAAUUACUACCCUUUUUCAUGUUACACAAACACGUUUGCUGUUCUCUCUCUGAUUACGUGCAAUGGGUACAUGCAAGCCCGUUGGGUUCUGGCAUUGUGGCCAAAGCAUCCGCAUGCCGUGCUGGACGUGUCGUGGGCGGUGGGUUCGAGUCCUGUCCUGGGCAAGGCGGAUUGCGUCGCGCGGCUCGGAUCCAUGCAACACAGGCUACAUACGCACAUGUCAUUUUCAGGAAAAAAACAUUGCACAACCUGCCACAUUAUGAUAACGCCAUUUAUGGAAUAAUUUACACACACACAUACACACACUACAAUAAAAAAGAAAAAUAUUGUAGGUUUUACUUCAUGAGUGACGUAUGACUGCGACUGUAUGUGGCCAGUCCUCUUACUCGACCCAAAAGUUCAUACAUUUCUACGUAUAAUUUGUUGUACGUUGAAUUUGGGGGAUCUGCCUGGCAGUGCUGACCUACAGGAGACAUCGCCAUAUCAUAUAUUUUUAUGACUGUGAGGUACUGUUUAUGUCUGUGUGUACGUUUUUGUUUUAUAUGUAUAGGUCCUUUUUUUUUUUUUUUUUUUCUUUUUGAUUCAGGGGCUACUGUCCCCCGGUACAUUAUGGUCACUCAGGUUAUGAGUUUGAUCCCAUUGCUGAAGAUGUAUGCCAAAUUUAACGUCUGUGACUAGAAAACAAAAGAAAGUUGAAGAAAAAAUAUAUGGCGGAAAACACUCAGGUGACUUGAAGUUCCGCUCUGAGACCCCCAAUUUGGCCAACUUUCAAAAUUGUCCGACAUGCAUGUGUGAUACAUCAUUGUAAAGCUUAAAAUCUCAAUUUUCUGUGGGAAGAAAAUUUUUGAACAGGAGGGCAUUUUAAAAAAAACACAAUAGACACAAAAGACAAUGACCCUAAACAUAUGGCCAAAUCUACACAGAAAUGGUUCACCAGACACAAAAUCAAGCUCCUACCAUGGCCAUCUCAGUCCCCACACCUUGUUUUGUUGGCAAAACGGGGAUGAGCAAAGUAUUAACACCAGGGGUGCUAAUAAUUGUGACACACAUUAUUUGAUGUCAAAUAAUUAUUUCUUUAUGUGUGGUUUUUUCCCCACUGAAUAAAUGCACUUUUAUAGAAGGUUGGAUUUUUCUCUUUUUUUCUAUUAAGGUCCCAUAUUAUUUGAAUUAUAAAAAAAUAUAUAUUAGAAGCUAAAAAACACAUCUUAACCAGGGGUGCCAAUAAUUAUGGAGGGCACUGUAUGUGAUAAUCUAUGUACACCGAGGAUUUGGUCAGAAAAUAUUUUGCUAAAUAAUACUUUCCCAACAGACACAAACAAAAAUAAAUGAAUCACUCAUGUGGUUGUGAGACAAAUGACGGUGAUCAUACACUUAGCCAGUAGCUGGUUCCGUGGACACAUGAAGCUCCGAGAAAUGAACCCUUUCUCGAAACAGUCAACCAUUGGUGCAAGAUGUCAAAUGGCGAUCAGCAAGACAAUAUCUCUGCGCCCUUCUCUUGCAUGGCCUGCGUUUGUAUACUGCUGUUGAUGAGCUGGGAUUAGCUGAAGGUGCGAUGUCGGAACACUCCCACAUCUGGCUCUGCAACAUAAAAAUCUGACUAGCAGCAGAAUGUGACACCAAUAUUAUCGGCUGCCAGAUAAUAUCGGACAACUCCAUUAAUAAAUUUCUGUGCGGCCCAGUAGCAAAUGCGCAACGGACCAGUACCGGUCCCCGGCCCGGCAGUUUAGAUGCCCUGCUCUGGAUAAUCAUUUAUUAUUUGUUGUGU
This is a messenger RNA of Corythoichthys intestinalis (scribbled pipefish), 19588 nucleotides long. Its product is annotated as receptor tyrosine-protein kinase erbB-4-like. The record is from RefSeq and is a predicted model, not a curated record. NCBI's taxonomy places the organism in Eukaryota, Metazoa, Chordata, Actinopteri, Syngnathiformes, Syngnathidae. The transcript is spliced from 27 exons. Gene Ontology annotation, molecular function: transmembrane receptor protein tyrosine kinase activity; ATP binding; epidermal growth factor receptor binding. Gene Ontology annotation, biological process: neurogenesis; negative regulation of apoptotic process; positive regulation of kinase activity. Gene Ontology annotation, cellular component: basal plasma membrane; plasma membrane; signaling receptor complex. The coding region runs from base 345 to 4538 and encodes 1397 amino acids.